CAACAACAACCACAACAACAACGACACAACAGGCGCCUUUAGUUAUUCAACAACUUGCCUUCUACAAAAUACAGUUUAUUAUAAAGCCUUCAUAAGCGUUUGCUAUUUGGUUUAUAUAUAAACAGCAUCAUGACAGCUGAAACUCCAAGCGAAUUUCAACUGAAAAAUCCUCCGACAGAUGGGAUAACUGCAGUGAAGUUUGGGCCCAACUCUAGCCAGUUUCUACUGACCUCUUCCUGGGAUACAUCUGUCCGUCUGUAUGAUGUCAUAUCUAACCAUCUACGCAUGAAAUACAACCACCCAGCCCCAGUCCUGGACUGUUGUUUUCAUGAUUCAGUUCACUGCUACAGUGGUGGAUUGGACAACACUCUGAAAGUUUAUGACUUCAACACUAAUACAGGGACAAAUGUUGGCACUCAUGAUGCGCCCAUUCGGUGUGUUGAGUACUGCCCAGAUGUGAACGUUGUUAUCACAGGCAGCUGGGACAUGUCAGUAAAGUUGUGGGACCCAAGAACACCCUGCAGCGCAGGAACAUUCCCACAACCAGACAAGGUCUACACUAUGUCAGUAUGUGGGGACAGACUGGUUGUUGGUACAGCAGGCAGGAAAGUUCUGGUUUGGGACCUUCGAAACAUGGGCUACGUACAACAGAGGAGAGAGUCCAGUCUGAAAUUCCAAACACGGAGCAUCCGUUGUUUCCCAAAUAAACAGGGCUAUGUCCUCAGUUCUAUUGAAGGUCGAGUAGCAGUGGAAUACCUUGACCCAAGUCCAGAGAUUCAAAAGCGGAAAUAUGCCUUUAAAUGUCACAGAGUGAAGGAGAAUGGCGUGGAGCUGAUAUUCCCAGUCAACGCCAUAGCCUUCCAUAACCAGCACAACACAUUUGCCACGGGAGGUUCGGAUGGAUUCGUGAAUAUCUGGGAUGGAUUUAACAAGAAGCGACUUUGUCAAUUUCACAGAUACCCGACCACAAUAGCGGCGUUGUCAUUCAGUGCUGACAGCUCAGUGCUUGCCAUAGCGACCUCAUACAUGUUCGAGAAUGAGGAAAUCACCAGCCCACCUGAGGACCAGAUCUACAUACGCAACGUCAGCGACCAGGAAACCAAACCUAAAUAAAUGAUCAUGAAGUUAUAUACAUGAAGCUGCAAUAUAAAAUAUGAAGAUUUGCUUGUGAUGUUUAUCAAGAGGAGACAAAGCCGAAAUAAACUGUCUUGAAGUUGUAUUCAUGAAGCUGCAAAUCUUGAAAAUCUUAUGAUUUAGUUAAUGAACAUGCAAACAAGCAAGGGGGAAUAAAACCGCAUGGCAAAGUGUUAUUGAGCUCUAAUUUUAAGUCUUCUUUGUUUCUAAUAUAUACAACAACCAGACUAAGCCGAUAUACAAUUUUCUGAUGUAUUUUUUACUGAUGCUGACUUUAUCAAGCUUGAAGUGAAUGGACACAUUUAAUAAUUUUAUAUUUUAUCCUGAAGUUCAAUUUGAUGCAAAUCUUACUUUCUUAUACAAGCAUGUUUGGCAGUUUUGGCUUGAGCAAUCAAUCAGUUUUUCUUCCUUUUGAUGAAUGUGUUCUCCAUUGAAGAAAAAACUUUGUAAAUAUGUUUUGUUUUAAACAUCUGUGUGUUUUUUUGCAAAGUUUUUACUUUUUCAGUAGAAGUUUCCUAUUAGGUUUGGAUGAGAUGCAUUUUUUAGAUGCUUUAUUGAUACACAGUUAUACUAAAUCUUUGCAUUUCUUGACUGGGGUUGCUAAACUUAGUCAGCCAGUUGCUAAAAAUGGCAAAUAAAUAGCUAUGAUACAUUAUGUUUUAAUGUGAAAUUAAAAACAGUUUACUCUUUACCCCCAAAAAGCAUCAUAACAUGUAUAUGAUUCAUUAUAUUUUGUGUUUCAGUAUCGUAUUGAUAAAUGUUUGUAGCAACAACUUUGCAUAAGUACUGAUUUAUAUCGGUAAACCAAACAUGAUUUUUAAACAAAUGCCCCUAUUUAAUGUAAAGCCAUUGUCUUAUAAUUAUACCCCCACAAACGAAGUUUAGGGGGGUAUAUAGGAGUGAACUUGUCUGUCGGUCGGUCGGUCAGUCUGUCUGUCGGUCCGUAUUAAGUGUCCGCUCUCUAAUUCAAGUAGUUUUCAUCCGAUCUUCACCAAAUUUGGUCAGAAGUUGUAUCUACAUGAUGUCUAGGCCAAGUUCAAACAUGGGCCUUGCCGGGUCAAAAACUAGGUCAUGGGGUCACUUAGUGCGUUUUAAACAUUCAGCAUGUUGUCCGCUCUCUAAUUCAAGUAGUUUUCAUCCGAUCUUCACCAAACUUGGUCAGAAGUUGUUUCUACAUGAUGUCUAGGCCAAGUUUGAACAUGGGCCUUGCCGGGUCAAAAACUAGGUCACGGGGUCACUUAGUGCGUUUGAAACAAUCAGCAUGUUGUCCGUUCUCUAAUUGAGGUAGUUUUCAUCUGACAUUCACCAAACUUGGUCAGAAGUUGUAUCUAGAUGAUCUUAAGGCCAAGUUCUAACAUGGGCCUUGCCGGGUCAAUAACAAGGUCACAGGGUCACUUAGUGCGUUUUUAUGCCCCAGGAUCCAUAGAUCGGGGUAUAUUGUUUUUGGCCUUUCUGUCUGUCAUUCUGUCCUAGAACUUUAAGGUUACAGUAAAGUUUUGCAAUAACUUUUGAAAUAUUGAACAUAGCAACUUGAUAUUUGGUAUGCGUGUGUAUCUCAUGGAGCUGCACAUUUUGAGUGGUGAAAGGUCAAGGUCAUCCUUCAAGGUCAAAGGUAAAAACUUUAAUAUAGUUAAGUUUUGGAAUAAAUUUUGAAAUAUUGAACAUAGCAACUUGAUAUUUGGCAUGCAUGUGCAUCUCAUGGAGCUGCACAUUUUGAGUGGUGAAAGGUCAAGGUCAUCCUUCAAGGUCAAAGGUCAUAAAAAAGCGGUGCAUUAGGGGGCAUUGUGUUUCUGACAAACACAUCUCUUGUUGAACAUUCAGCAUAGUGUCCUCUCUCUUGUUCAAGUAGUUUUUAUCCGAUCUUCACCAAACUUGGUCAGAAGUUUUAUCUAGAUGAUCUUAAGGCCAAGUUCGAACAUGGGCCAUGCCAGAUCGAAAACUAGGUCACAGGGUCACUCAGUACGUUUUACACAUUGAGCAUGGUGUCCGCUCUCUAUUUCAAGUAGUUUAAAUCCGAUCUUCUUCACACUUGGUCAGAAGUUAUAAAGAUGAUGUGUAGGUCAAGUUCGAACAUGGGCCAUGCCAGGUCAAAAACUAGGUCACGGGGUCACUUAGUGUGUUUUAAUCCUCACCAUGUUGUCCGCUCUCUAAUUCAAGUAGCUUUUAUCUAAUCUUCACCAAAAUUGGUCAGAAGUUGUAUCUUGAUAAUGUCUAGGGCAAGUUUGAAUAUGGGUCAUGUCGGGUCAAAAACAAGGUCACGGGGUCACUUAGUGCGUUUUAAACAUCACAAUGUUGUUCGCUCUCUAAUUCAGGUAGUUUUCAUCCAAUCUUCACCAAACUUGGUCAGAAGUUGUAUCUAGAUCAUGUCUAGGUCAAGUUUGAAUAUGGGUCAUGCCGUGUCAAAAACUAGGUCACGGGGUCACUUAGUGCGUUUUAAACCUCACCAUGUUGUCCGCUCUCUAAUUCAAGUAGUUUUCAUCCAAUCCUCACCAAACUUGGUCACUAGUAUUAUCUAAAUGAUCUCUAGGACAAGUUUGAACAUGGGCUAUUCCGGGCCUAAAACUAGGUCACGGGGUCACUUAGUGCGUUUUUUAACAUUCAGCAUGGUGUCCGCUCUCUAAUUCAAGUAGUUUACAUCCGAUCUUCACCAAACUUUGUCAGAAGUUUUAUGGAGAUGAUGUUAAGGCCAAGUUAGAACAUUGGCUUUUCUGGGUCAAAAACUAGGUCAAGGGGUCACUUAGUGCGUUUUAAAAAUUGAGCAUGGUGUCCGCUGUUUUUUGUGAAGACGACAUGCAAAAUAUUAUGUGUCAAUGCGGCAUGUGGGGGUAUUCGUCACGUCUGUGACAAAGCUCUAGUUAUUUUUGCUGGAAAUGAAAAUACAGUAGCAUUGUUAACAUAAACAUGAGUGUUGCUAUCUUAUGACACGUGUAUUAUUCAUAGGUAAUUUACUAUUGUGAAUUUGACCUUAUUCAUUUUCCAACUCAUUUGUAUAUACAUAAUACCUUAAUAGGCGAUUUAAAAUAAAUUUUGAAAACCAA
Molecule: messenger RNA, 4172 nt
Organism: Dreissena polymorpha
Lineage: Eukaryota; Metazoa; Mollusca; Bivalvia; Myida; Dreissenidae
Product: mitotic checkpoint protein BUB3-like
Exons: 7
Coding region: 130-1113 (327 amino acids)
Biological process (GO): mitotic spindle assembly checkpoint signaling
Cellular component (GO): bub1-bub3 complex; mitotic checkpoint complex; kinetochore
Molecular function (GO): ubiquitin binding
Source: RefSeq, a predicted model, not a curated record